Exophiala aquamarina CBS 119918 is the source of this 486-nucleotide messenger RNA. RefSeq lists its product as uncharacterized. The annotation marks the transcript as partial. Lineage: Eukaryota; Fungi; Ascomycota; Eurotiomycetes; Chaetothyriales; Herpotrichiellaceae. The record is from RefSeq and is a predicted model, not a curated record. The transcript is spliced from 2 exons.
GACAACGACGUGUCGCACAUCACUUCUGGUUACUGGUAUAAUUCAGCCACACAAGGAAAAGUCCGAGUAGAUGAAGCAUACGAGGGCGAGUUCGCUUCAUCUCUGUUCGACUAUACAGAUGUGACACCCGAUGGACAAGUCUUGAACAAGCUGCGACUUGUCGGGCCGAGUGUUGGAAGUUCACCGACAUGUUUCGUGGACCAUGUGGAAAAUGCCGGGUUCCCACUCAUUACCGCAGACAUCUUGAAAACCAACAAUGCUGCAUUCGGUGGUAUUGUCAAUGAUCCAGUGGUCGGCUCUACGCAAAGCUGGAAUUUGUUGGUCGCCAACAGCAUUUCCGUCAUUGUAUAUCUUGAUGUUGACAACGUGCUGGUUGGAUAUGACUUUUGGGGAGCAGAACGGAGAACCAAGUCGUUGACCCGUUUCUUCAAUACUGCUGUUGGGAAGUUUGAUGUGAAAGUCUUCGACAACUUUCCCUGUAAAUGA